This is a messenger RNA of Dermatophagoides farinae (American house dust mite), 862 nucleotides long. RefSeq names its product RNA-binding protein pno1. The record is from RefSeq and is a predicted model, not a curated record. Gene Ontology annotation, cellular component: nucleus. NCBI's taxonomy places the organism in Eukaryota, Metazoa, Arthropoda, Arachnida, Sarcoptiformes, Pyroglyphidae. Gene Ontology annotation, molecular function: RNA binding.
GGAUAAAAACACGUGGACCGUUCAUUUGUUGGUUAGAAUCUGAAUUUGAAAAUUCAAAAAAAAAAAAAAAAUAAUGGCCGAUCUAUUAGAUGCCGAAAUGGCAAAAAUUGAAGAUUAUAAAACUGAACAACAACAACAAAAAAACAACAAUGAAGAUUCAGAAUUCAAAGUAGUAGUGGGUAAAAAAUCAAAAAAUAAACGUAAACUAGAUGAAAUGGAAAUCGAUGAUGAUAAUAAAUCAUUGCCAAAACUACCAAAUUUUAAACCAGUCGAUGAAAGUUCAACGUAUUCAGGAGUGGAAUAUCGAAAAAUUCAGGUUCCAUUAAAUCGUUAUAAACCAUUGAAAGAGAAUUGGCUACGAAUAUUCACACCAAUUGUUGAACAUCUUAAAUUACAGAUGCGUUUCAAUAUACGUACCAAAUGUGUAGAAAUACGUACACCACCUGGAUUAUCGGAUAAAUGUAAUAUACAAAAAGCAGCCGAUUUUGUACAGGCAUUCAUCUUAGGAUUCGAAAUUGAAGAUGCACUUGCAUUGAUUCGUUUAGAUGAAAUGUUUAUUGAAUCAUUCGAAAUACAAGAUGUUAAACGAUUAAAAGGUAAUCAUUUAAAUCGUGCAAUUGGUCGUAUUGCUGGCACUGGUGGUCGUAUAAAAUUUACUAUUGAAAAUAUUACGAAAACACGAAUUGUUUUGGCUGAUUCCAAGAUUCAUAUACUCGGUUCAUAUAAUAAUAUUCGUGCAGCACGUACGGCUAUCUGUAAUCUAAUAUUGGGUAGUCCACCAUCGAAAGUAUUUGGCAAUAUGCGACAAUUGGCUAAUCGAUUAAUUGAACAAUUUUGAUCUUAUUUUUGUUAUUAUAUUAUA